Molecule: messenger RNA, 3795 nt
Organism: Trematomus bernacchii (emerald rockcod)
Lineage: Eukaryota; Metazoa; Chordata; Actinopteri; Perciformes; Nototheniidae
Gene: mier2
Product: mesoderm induction early response 1, family member 2
Exons: 13
Coding region: 214-1776 (520 amino acids)
Biological process (GO): negative regulation of transcription by RNA polymerase II
Cellular component (GO): nucleoplasm
Molecular function (GO): transcription corepressor activity; histone deacetylase binding
Source: RefSeq, a predicted model, not a curated record
CGGCAAUAAACGGAGCAGUAGAGGAGCUACAACAUCCGGGCAAUACUCAGCUUACACAGAAACGGAAUGGCGGAGGUGGGUGAAAAGCCCCUAAAGAGAAGUGUGCAUGUUGUGGUCUAGUGGAGAGAGGAUGAGGAACUGUGAGGAAGACCCUCAGCAGGAGAAGCAGAAGUGUUAACCAGCCUUAGAGGAGUUUCAGAGGACGUUCGCCCCAUGAAGAUGGCCGCGCAGUCCCACACUGUACGCUCAAGUUCAGCCAUCUACACUAAAGCUGGGGAGCUUCCUCUGGAGGAGCUGCUGGCUCUGUACGGCUACACCAUGUCAGACCCAGAGAAGGAGACCUGUCACAUGACUGCCAGCCUGCCAGGCAUGACACUGGACAAGGAUCAGAUUACAGAGGAUCUCUUUCCUGGGGAGGGGGAGGAGGAGGAGGAGGAGGAGUCGUCAGCUGAUUAUCUCACCCCUUCCGUCACCUCAAACACCUCAGAUCUGCUCUGCCGCCUUCAAGGUGGAGACAAAGACACAUUAGUCAGCUCAUCAGAUGAAGACUCGGAUGAUGCCUCUAUUCCCUCCAAAGAAGAGCACAAGGAGAUCAUGGUUGGCUCUAUGUACCAGGCCAAAAUCCCUCCACUCAGUUCAUGUACCAACCAGAAGAGAGCCUGCAGUGGGGAGGACCAGUUGUUGUGGAAGCCGGGCGUUCUGCCGGUACAGGAAGUGGAAGAAUUUUUGCUUAAUGCACAGAGGCCGUUUAACCAGGAGGGGGCAGCGUGCACACAAACACAAGGACACACUGUGCGGGACAACCAACAGGCUCUGUACGAACUAGUGAAAUGCAACUUCAAUGCAGAAGAGGCACUGAGACGAGUAAGCUUCAAUGUGAAAGUGUUCAGUGAAGAGCUUUGUGCCUGGAGCGAGGAGGAGUGCAGGAGCUUCGAGCACGGCUAUCGGGUUUACGGGAAAAACUUCAACCUCAUCCAGGGGAAUAAGGUACGAACGCGCUCCGUUGGGGAGUGUGUGCAGUAUUACUACAUGUGGAAGAAGUCUGAGCGCCACGAGUACUUCACCCAGCAGACGACCAGGCUGAGCCGCAAGAAGUUCAGCCUGCAGUCAGGGAGCAUAGAGGAUGGAGAGCAGGACGGGGAGGUGGAGGGAAGCAACUCCUCCUCAGGCUUGUCGUCUCGGGGCUCCACGCGGCAGCUGGAGUCCCCGGUCCCUCCACAGUCCAGCCUGGAACUGGACAAACAAGGAGGAGAGGAGACCCCGCCGCAGACGAACUCCCCGCUUUCUCUUAAAGCCAUGAACUCGCUCCAGGCAGGCCACAGAACGCAGGCCGGGCCUGCAGGUAAACAAGACGGUGCUCUGGUGUCAGACCUGUGUGGAGACGGAUGUCCUCAGUUCGGCUGUCCCUUCUCCCUCCUGCCUCUGGACGAUCUGCGGGACCCCGGCUCCGGCAGUUGUUGUCCCUCAGCUCAGCUCCAGCCCCCACCUCAGUGGAGCCCUCCGUCCCGCCACGAGGACCCCCGUCUCUCCGGCCCCUGUUUCUACCAGCUGCACAUGUGUGGUGGACCUUUUGUCUCUGAGGACGGAGAUGCAGCGGGCGGAGGGACGGCCCCCCCCCACGGGCUGCAGGUGGAGUUCAGCCUCCCCUCUGCCUCCCCCCCCUCCUCCUCUGUCCUCCCAUCACACUUCCAAACACUUAGCGGCCUGCUGCACACCUCCCCCGUCCAGCACCCCCCCUCCCCCCUCUCACACAGUGAUGGGACAUGGGGAAACUGAGUGGUACUCUUCAUGAGAUGUUUGCUGGUGUUUACUCGCACCGGACGUUGAGAAACCAGGACACAAAGUGCAUUUCCUUAACUUUGAUAACAAGGACGGACCUCCAUAGCUGUCUGAACUCUCUUUUUUGAAGCUGACACACUUGAACCCUCUUUCCAUUGUGGAAGGACGAGUGUUAAUCACUCCUUCAGGUGUCGAGGAUGUGUUUAUGAACUGUUUGUUACAACAACCUGCACCAGGGCAGAUACAUUGGUUAUGUAUAAAUGUGAAGCACAGUGCAGGUGAUGAACUGCAGUGGCUAGCAGUCAUUUCUUAAACAGAUCAAUUAUUUACAAUGUUAACCACUGUUUCUUUGUUUUCUUAUUUAUCAGGGUGGAACAGUUUAACUGCAGCUCAGAUUUCAUCCAAUCAUUUUUUUUUAGGUUUGUUUUGCAUAUUUUUCAACAGUUCUGCAGCCGGUUGAGAUCUUCAUGAGUGACACGGUGCUGGAAAUCUGACCACGGAGUAAAAUGUGUCCCUUCAAAACUAAAUAAUUUAUUUAAACAUUCUGUUUGAAUGUCAACUUUAAUAAGUUUGUAACUAGCUCUCCCUCUUCUGUCCCUGAUGUUGAUAAUGUCUGUAUUUCCAACCUCCUCCACUCCACCUGUCUGAACAUGUUUGGCACAAGAGUCAAUCUCAUCAAUUUAGUUUUAUAUACGAAAAGCUUAAAACAGAUGCUUCAUAUUUUUCCGGAUCUAUUUUUAUUUUCCGAUUUGUUGAAUUUUUCAUCCUUUGAAGAAUUACAUUGAGAUUUAUAAAGGCGCAGUGCUUUGUUGUCAUUUCUGAAAAAACACGGUGCAUAUUCUGUAUCAUUAGGAGGCGGUUUGACAUGAAUAAUAGCCAUACAAAUCAAUUGUGUUAAGUCGGUGUACAGUACAUGGAAACAUAGGUAAGUGAAUGCGAUCACACUUCCUCAGGAUCUCCAACUGAUGAUCCCCAUGACCCGUAGUCAGUUACCAUUGAUUUGGACAAAUGGAUCAGAAAAGAGAGCAAUUAAAUGUUAAUUGGAUUGAGAUGCAUCUUGUCUUGUAUCAACAUUAGAUACAAAAGAUGGUGGGGUAUAAAGAUAACUAGAAUAUUUAAUAUAAAAUGUGUUGCAACUCGUGCUUGCCUCUUUAGUCUAAGUGAGAUCUGAGCAGUGAACAAGGUUGAUCAAAGGCACAUCAGUGAUAUUUGAACAAACAGAAAGUCUCUUUUUCCUCUAAAAUGUGUCUUUCACCCACCUCUGCCAGACAUAUUGAAAUAAACAGAAGGCACCCUUUAUAUGAAUGCAUUAACAUUUCCAAUAAUGACAUAUUGUUCUCCACUUAGGAUGCGCAAUACAGAAUGUCCACUUUUUCUUACCGGUAUCCAAAAAGUCUCGUUUCCCCUUCAAUGAGAUCUGUAAAUCUGAUCAUAUUCAACCUACAGUGUCAUUUCUCUAAAUAAAUCUGCUAGUUGCAGAAUAAUAAAGACUGAACCGUGGUGUGAUGGCAUAGAUGUGAUAAAUGCAUAUGAAGGUGGACGAAGCUAAUAUUAGGCGUUAUUACAGGGGAUAGAUAGAUGAGCUUUAGGAGGCCACUUAUUAGAAAAUGUGCAUUCACUUUUUCAUAAUUUCACAAAAUCACGUAUUGAUUUGUGUAUCCGUUCAAACAUACGUGUUGUUUCUUCAGCAUGUGAGUGUAUUCUAGUCGCAGGUUUGAGCUAUCCUAUUGAUUUCUGUUUCUGUCUAUUAAUGGUGGAGCUCUUCUUGAUAUCCCUGUUAAAGCCACGCCAUGUUUCAGAUCAAUGUUUGUUUAGUGUCUGUUUACAUGAGGGAGAGGCUCCAGAUCAGGCAGGAUAAGGCACUGAAUCACUGCCUUUUAAUUCAUUUAUUUCAUUUUAGCAAUUUAUACAUCUUACUGCUUCUGUUAUGUUUGUUUAUAAUUAUUAUAUUUUGUAAAGAAAAGGAAGAAACUAUUAAAAUGAACAAGUUGAAAUGCUAUGUGCUUGUAUAAAUUA